AUGGCUUCCAAAGAAGAAGCAUCCGCCCACAUUGAGAAGGCUUUGGUUCAGUCUGUUCCCACCUCAAUGUUCAACGAUGACGAACAAACACCAAAUACCACUCUACAAGAUUGGACUCCAGAGGAAGAGAAGGCGCUGGUAUCCAACAUUUCUGCGGCUUAUAUUGCCGGCAUGGAUGUGGACAUAGGAUUGGCUAUCGGAUAUUCUAUCUCUUUACUUGUUUUCUUCAUUGGAUAUGCGCUCUUUGAGCUGCCCUCUAACCUUGUCAUCCGCCGUGUGGGUGCGAGAAUAUGGCUCCCAUUUCUGGUCGUUAUUUGGGGAGCCGCUGUCCUUGGUAUGGGAUUUGUCCACCACUGGUAUGCCCUCGCCAUUUUGAGGGCUAUCCUCGGAGUCUUUGAAGCCGGCUUCUUUCCGGGUGCGGUGUAUAUCAUUGCCUCAUGGUAUCGACAGUUUGAAACAGCAAAGAGGAUCUCCUUCUACAUGUCGGCUCUCCUUACCUCGGGAUUCGGCCCCAUUGCCGCCUACGCACUAUCAUUGAUUCGCAUGGGUGAUGGAACUUACAGACAAGGCUGGCGAUGGAUAUUCAUAAUCGAAGGUGCUGUUACCAUGGCGGCUGGUCUUGUCGCCCCUUUCUUCUUGGUUGAAUGUAAACUGAUCAAAUGCUUCAGUUCCAGAAAGGGUCACAUUCCUGUCGGAGCGACAAAAGCACAUCGCCAUGGCUCGCUUACAAUUGAAUCAAGCAACUCAAAAACUGAAACAUCCGUCUCUGAAAGAGUCUCUCCAAAUGCUCAUGGAUUGGAAAAUACUGGUUACCCUAGCUCCUUCCAAUAUUUCGUCGCCGCAGACAGCGUCUAUGCGCUGGCGUACUUCCAACCUAUCAUCCUCCGCUCAGGAAUGGGAUUUAGCUACGCUUUGUCUCAGAUUCUCUCCAGCCCACCCUAUGUUUUCGCUAUCAUCAUGAGCCUGACCACGGUGUGGGUGUCCGACAAAAUUCAGAUGAGAUGGCCCAUUAUCUGUGGUCAGUGUAUCGUCGCCAUCGUUGGGCUUUUGAUUGUCCUCUAUGCCACGCCUCCAGGGGUUCGUUACUUUGGACUUUUCCUCGCCGUUUUUGGGUCCCAGGCGAAUGGGCCGGCAUUUCUGGCGUACGGACAGAACCAGACUGCCAUGCUGGAUAAAAGAGGCGUGGUUGCUGCGGCGAUGAUUAGCGUCGGCGCGGCAGGAGGAGUCUGCGGUAGUACAAUUUUCCGCUCUCAGGAUGCACCGAGAUACCUCCCUGGUAUGUGGACCACGAUUGCUUUACAAAUGGCAACAUGCGUGUUGUCAUUCUGCACAUCGAUGUACCUGAAAAGGCAAAAUAGGUUGGCAGAUGAAGGGAAAAGACCUGCUUUGGAAGGUGUUGAGGGUUUCAGAUAUGCGCCGUAA
Molecule: messenger RNA, 1422 nt
Organism: Rhinocladiella mackenziei CBS 650.93
Lineage: Eukaryota; Fungi; Ascomycota; Eurotiomycetes; Chaetothyriales; Herpotrichiellaceae
Exons: 9
Coding region: 1-1422 (473 amino acids)
Biological process (GO): transmembrane transport
Cellular component (GO): membrane
Molecular function (GO): transmembrane transporter activity
Source: RefSeq, a predicted model, not a curated record